AUGGAACUGUACGCUCAAGAGGAAGCCUUCAAGAAGGGCGCAGAUUUCGCUCUCCGCAUCGCCAUCGUGCUCUGUGGAGUCUGCCUGUCAUCCGGGGUGUUGCUCACCAAAACACUUUGCGGACCAGAGGUGUCUGAGUGGCACAUUGUAAAUGGAGUUCUCUGCUGCUCAUUAGCUGCUUCUAUUCAUUUUGCUGCGAGGUCUUGCCCCAAGGUACUUCAGAAUUCAGGGAAAGAGUGUUUAUCAGAACGCAUUUUUCUAUUCAAGAGGCAUAUCUCCCUGAGGGAGCUAAUAUAUGAUGGGCUGCUCACUGCAGCAGCGUCUGCUGGCUUCAUCGUCAUUCCAUGUCUUCUGGUUUUCUGGUCACUUAAUGGAUUGUUUAGCAUGAGCAUUGGUAUAUGUGCUGAAUCGGCGCCACUAUUAUAUUGCAUAACGUUGGCGGCGAUGCUGGCACAAAUUUUCGCCAUUGCUAAUGUUGCAAGAAUAAAUAUGGAAGCUGCUGGCUACGACCUCCACAAUAUUCAGUCAACCAUUUUAUAACUGGGCUACACGGAUUGUCCGCAGACAAAAGGCGUGGCUCUGGACAUACGACGGAGCGGAUUUGCCGUUGCCUUGAGAGCGUCAGAUCAGGCGUUCCCACUGCUUCAGGCGACUAUGGAAACGGGAAAGCAGUAUGUCAUUUAA
Messenger RNA from Cyclospora cayetanensis, 684 nucleotides. RefSeq lists its product as uncharacterized. The record is from RefSeq and is a predicted model, not a curated record. NCBI's taxonomy places the organism in Eukaryota, Apicomplexa, Conoidasida, Eucoccidiorida, Eimeriidae. The transcript is spliced from 7 exons.